Molecule: messenger RNA, 980 nt
Organism: Rhipicephalus sanguineus (brown dog tick)
Lineage: Eukaryota; Metazoa; Arthropoda; Arachnida; Ixodida; Ixodidae
Product: alpha-ketoglutarate-dependent dioxygenase alkB homolog 7, mitochondrial
Exons: 4
Coding region: 26-766 (246 amino acids)
Biological process (GO): fatty acid metabolic process; DNA damage response
Cellular component (GO): mitochondrial matrix
Source: RefSeq, a predicted model, not a curated record
GCACGUGAGAAGACGCAGAUCCAAAAUGGCCGCCUUCGCGGUGACCCGUCUUGUGUUGUCGGCGCCAAAAAUGCGUUGUAAUUUAUUAUCGAAGGCGGUAAAACCAGCGCGACGGCUGUGUUCGGUGCAGGUCGAUGUCGCCGACGCGUCGAAACGGAGGCCAGCGCUGACGGAAGAAUAUGUGAGCGCUCACUUCGAAGGUUCCGACACCGAGACCCUCACCGAGGUGACCCAGAGCAUGACCGUCUACGAUGAUUUUGUGACGCCGGAAGAAGAGAGCACGCUGUUCGCCGAAAUCGAGCCGCAGUACAAGAGGUUGCGGUACGAAAGCAGCCACUGGGACGAUGCAAUUCACGGUUACCGGGAGAUUGAGCGCACAACCUGGUCCCCUCCGUGUGAAGCCAUAUUGGGACGAAUCAGGGCGCUCGCGUUCACUCCUGAAGUGAACCAAAUACAACAUGUUCACUGUCUCGACCUUCUCGAAGACGGCCACAUCAAGCCACACGUGGACAGCGUUCGGUUCUGUGGCGACACAAUAGCAGGGCUGUCUCUCCUAUCAUCGAGCAUCAUGAAGCUGGUUCACGAAAAAAAGCCAGACAAGUGGGUUAAAAUAUUUCUAAGGAGACGGUCCCUAUACAUAAUGAGAGGAGUAGCGAGGUAUGACUACACCCACGAAAUCCUGGCCAACCAGCAUUCUGUGUUCAGGUCCACUCCCGUGCACAAGUCGAGAAGGAUAUCCGUCAUCUGUCGCAACGAGCCCAGCUGACAGUGACGAAAAGGUGUAGUUUAUAGUAAUGAUGCAUUCUAUUUGAACACUCACUCUGUGGCACUGCAAUACAGUGUCCUUUUUUUGUGUGUGUGUGAUACGUUGACAGUGAUAUCCUGAUAGACAACUUCAGCCACUGCUGUGACAAAUUCGUUUCUGUUGUGACGAAUCCCAUGAUUAAAUUUAUGAGGACGCAUAUGACAGUUGUCGCUUG